This is a messenger RNA of Aspergillus versicolor CBS 583.65, 1896 nucleotides long. RefSeq lists its product as uncharacterized. The record is from RefSeq and is a predicted model, not a curated record. The transcript is spliced from 3 exons. The coding region runs from base 1 to 1896 and encodes 631 amino acids. Lineage: Eukaryota; Fungi; Ascomycota; Eurotiomycetes; Eurotiales; Aspergillaceae.
AUGCUAUUCUCGUCGAUUCUAUUAUCUCUUGCCUUUGGCCGCGUCUUUGCGGACGCUGGAGACGAUGAUGAUUUGAUGACUUUUGUCACACUUCCCAAAGUACGAGCUUUGAAGUUCGACGUCACCUACCAAGACCGGGACGCUGUAGCCCCAGGAUAUUGGUUUGUUGCACCUUAUGGGAUCAUCGAACCCGAGGUUCCUACCAAGCAAUGGAUACCAUACCAAGUAGGGCCGUAUAUAUAUGAUGGAGAUGGAGUUCUGGUCUGGGCGGGAUCCCCCAUGUUUGACAAUCGGAAUGCGUUCGAUUUCAAAGCGGCCAACAACAUCGACGGUGAACCUCAUCUUUCGUUUAUUCUGCAGCAUCAGUACAAUGAUGACGGCACUGAUAAGGGAUUCGGGUAUGUUUUGGAUCAGCACUUCGAAGAGAAGUACAAAGUUGGCGUUGUCAACGACCUCAGUGCCUUCAAUAUGCACGAGUUUAAUAUCCUCGAUGGUGGGGAGUCUGCCCUCGCUUGCUCGUACAAGUCUCAGUACACAGAUUUGUCUGCCCUUGGCCGCCCUGAUGACCACAGUUGGAUUAUUGCUGGCGGAAUUCUCGAAUUGGACACCGAGACUGGCGAAGUUUUGUUUGAGUGGAGCUCCUUCAAUAACGUUCUCGUCGAUGAGUCGGUGAAGAUCUAUCAAAAUUCGUAUCCUUCUGAUCGACCAGGUUGGGAUUAUAUUCACGUCAACUCUGUUGAUAAGAAUUCGGCGGGCGACUAUCUUCUGUCUGCUCGGUUCAUGAACUCAAUAUAUUACAUCUCCAAAGAGGGCGAGAUUGUCUGGCGUCUUGGUGGGAAACAGUCCGAUUUCGAGAUGGAUUUUACUUUCUCCAAACAACACCAUGCAAGCUUCAUUGAGUCCAACGGAACACAUCAUGUCAUUUCCCUCUUGAACAACGCUUCAGACGAAGCAGAAAAUGAGGAGGAUGUUUCGUCCGCUCUUUACGUGGAGCUCGAUACGGCGGCUUCUCCUAUGACGGCAAAAGUUAUCAAGCGCAUCGACCGGCCGGAUGGCGGCCUAACACGGUUACGUGGUAAUGUACAGACUCUACCUAACAACAACACCUUUGUCGGCUGGAGUGAGAGCGGUUACCACAGCGAACACGACCCGGACGGCAACCUCCUGAUGGAGGCCAGGUUCGUCUCUACGCGCCUCUCUUCGUAUCGAUCCUACAAGUUCCCUUUCACUGGACGGCCAAACACGCCACCAGACAUUGUUUCGUCUGUGUAUGGUACGGAUAAAGAAGGUCUAACUACCAUUUUCCAUGUCAGCUGGAACGGCGCUACAGACAUUGCUUCAUGGAACUUCUAUGCGCGGCCUGAGGAGGAUGGCGACGCGGUGUCAAUUGGCAACACAACAAAGACUGAUUUUGAGACGAUGUACAUUGCUGAUGGAUACCUGGAUUGGGUGUCCGCAGAGGCAUUGGACAAGGAUGGUAACGUGCUAGGUACAUCGGAGGUACAGCAGACACAAACACCCAGCGAUUGGCAACUCGCUGGGUUCCAGGGCGAGGAUCAGCCGACUCCUGACGAUCCGUCGACCCUGCAUUCAACAAAAGAAAAGGAAGAUGAUGUGGGAGAUGUGGAGGAGGCUGAGCACAUGGAAAACAUGGAUAUGGAUAUGGACAUGGACGCCGAGGGAUCUCAAAUUGACCCCGAAGAAGCCGCCAAGGCGGUGGUCAAAGCCUACGAGAUGGUGCGCGCCAUUGGGGGACUUUUAAUUUUCAUCCUGGUCGCCGGUUCUCUGGGUGGACUUGUGGCCGGCGUAUACUACCAUAUCCGACGGCGUAACGCACAGGCUUACUCUGAAGUCCCGUCCGACGAGGCGGAACGCCAGCCCAUGGCAUCUACUUAA